CAUGGUCAUUGGUCUAUGGUGAUCUAUUAGAUCUGUGAAUUUAACAAUAUUUUGGUGAAAAAUAGAGAUAAUAUGGUUUGUUGAUAAAGAAGCUCAGAAUGUCGAUGAUUGAGCCCCAGUUUCUGAGUUUCAUAAAAAAGUUAGAGGAAAACGGCGACAGGCUUACUCCGGGGACUCCAGUUAUAGACCAGCAACAAGAGUUCGAGUUCAAUAAUUCAAGUUGCUACAUAUGCAAUGGUUACUACGGACCCAGUUUUGGAGAGCCAGUGUGCGUGACUUGCCAUGCUUUCCUCUUCCCUGACUUCCCAUCAUACCUGCCGAGCUCAUACUUCAGUAGCGAGAAGACUGACGAUGGAGAUUCAGGGAAUGAUGAGCCAUCAGACUUGAAUUAUAGUGCUGAGAGGAAGGUGAACAAGGCCUGCCCAUUGCCAGCGUGGUGGUAUUACAGAAAUUCUCUGGACAGUGAAACCAGUCCUGAAGAUGAGACAAGCCGCACUAGCAACUCAGGGCCCGGCGCCAGCGGGAGCUGCAGCGGGGGUAGUGGGUCAGGGCCUCCCUCUGCCCCCAGGGAGGGUGUAGAGGACCUGGUGGGUCAAGGUCCUCCUCCACAACCCCCCAGUCUCGCUCGGUCACUACAAGCAUUGUCCACGCCACGGUUACCUGAUAAUCUUGCUGGUGGACUUGUAGAACAUUUGCCUUCUGAAGUGCUCCUGUGCAUAUUCCGCUACCUGGACGAUCUGUCACUGUGUGCGUGCGCAUGUGUGUGCGUGCGCUGGCGGCGCCUGGUGACGGCGCGCGUGCCGCCGCCGCGCUGGGCUGCCUUCGUGGCGCGCCGCUGGCCGCUCUUCCGCCCUCUGCUCAACAAGAUCGACUGGCACAAGAAGUACCAGGCGCUGGUGGAGUCGUGCUUCUGCCGGAACUGCCUGGUGCAGAUGUGCGUGCAGGCGCAGCCGCCUGGUGAUGAGAACGCCUGGCGAAGGAACCGACUCAAGAUCGAGCUGAAGAUGCUCCGCAACGACCCGCCGGAGGGCAUCGCGGCGACGCCGCUGGACACGAAGGGCUGCCACUGGCAGGCCAGCGUCACGGGGCCCGUGGGCUCGCCCUACGAGGGCGGCGUCUUCUACCUCUACCUGCAGGUGCCCUACUCGUACCCCAUGAACCCGCCCGUGGUGCGCUUCCUGACGCGCAUCCUGCACCCCAACGUGUCGCGCCACGGCGACGUGGGCAUCGACUCCGUGCACCACAACUGGUCCCUGGCGCUCACCAUCUCCAAGGUGCUCAUUUCCAUACAGAGCCUGCUCACGGACCCCUACACGCCGGUAUGCAUGGAGCCGGUGCUGGGCAACAUGUACGUGCGGGAGCGCGCGCGCUUCGAGGCGCUCGCGCGGCGCUGGACGUGGCGCUACGCCAUGCACGAUAUGUUCUCAUAGACACUGGCGGACUCAUUCUACUCAACCAUGUCUUAUUAUUCCACUAUUUAAGAGCAUAUUCAAAAGAAGUUACUGUUUUACACGACUGCCCAAAAAAACCGAUCAACGCACGCACGCGAAAGUUCCGUACCAUCUUUCAAGAUGCAUUUUUAAUUUGAAUGGUGGCCAUUUUGAAAUUCGCAAUCUCGGUUUUUAUUGUUUGUCGUUAUAGCGGCUAUAGAAAUACACUGAAAAUUUGAACUUUCUACUUAUUGUGGUUCAUGAGAUACAGCCCGCUGACAGACAGAUGAACGGACAGUAGAGGCUUAGCAAUAGAAUCCUGUUGCCAACCUUCGGUUAUGGAACCUAUGAAAGGAGUGUAAUGUCUAUGUAGGGUUCAUGUAUGUAUGUAUGUGAGUUUUUUGAUUCCAAUAACUUCUAAAUGCAUAAACAGAUUUGGAUGUAUGGGAUAUCGUUAGAAUCCUUACAACUUCCAGAGUGAGGCUGGCUAUAAAUUUUAAAAAAAAAUUCAAUAUGGCAGGGCAGUCGUGAAAUGAAAUGAAUUGUUUUUUAAUUUUGAACUAGCUUGUUUAUUGGCAUUACUUGGUUAUAUGAACAAUAAUCCAAAAUCCAGACAUGACACUUAGGCUGAGAUUUAUAGAACUACGUUGAAAUAUUUUAGACCUGAGUUUUAGUUAAAACGAGAUGGAUUUAUGUCAGCGAUAUAACGCUAUCUCGUUCUGACAAGACAGCUUUAAUAUUAAGGACGCUCUGAAGCAUGUUUCGGUUUUCGGUAUAUCGCCCUAUAUGGCAUUGAACAUGUGUUUCGUAAGAAAAUACCGGUGCUCACUCGGUUGUAAAUAAUCUGUAAAUUGACGGGUCUAAUAUAGUGUUAUAUAACUUUCGCAGUGUUCUACGGAAUAGGAUAGCAUUACGUACCGUACAAUUACAUAUUCACCACCGCUAAUAAUGAAAUUAAUGUGGCGUUUCUUACGGCGCAAGAUAACGGUAAAUCUUACCCGUUCUUUAGCCUUCCUCAUCCAGCUACCUCCCGUCAGCCUCUUUACAUCGUCGGUCCAUCGUUCCACACUACGCUUUCUUAUACCCGGUCCCUGGAAGACUUUCCAGCUGCAACGGCCAUCGCCUCUACGACAGGCAUGGCCUACCCACUGAUUGACUUUGAAUUUGUGGACGAGCACCAUACGUAAGGACGGGAAGGAUACACUGGUUAAAGACUUUUGUCUUUUACCAGUGUGUCCGGGUGUAGUGGCGCUCUUUAGGGGAAUUAUAAUCUUGUUAUUGCGCCGUUGCGAGACGAAUGUGAAAAUGGCAUCCCGGCGCGUCUUGUGGUAUAUGUAAAUGCACCAUUAUAAGUUAUGUACAGCCUGACCUAUCAAUUUAGAGAUUAUAGCCAAUACAAAUUAGCACCACUUUUAUUUGAAGUGAGAGUAGUCGGUUUAUAAAAUCAUUUUUGUAAUUAUUUAUAACGUUUUUAAUCGAACUAGGCUUAAAUUGGCAGUGUGAAAGGAUUUAGAAAUGUUGGCUGUGUAUUUGGGAAGAGACAUUAGGUGCAUGUAUGUAAAUAUUAUUAGGUUCACAUUACCCUUAAAAAUGAGAAUAAAAUGUUAGUAUGCAGUAUGAA
Molecule: messenger RNA, 3051 nt
Organism: Maniola jurtina (meadow brown)
Lineage: Eukaryota; Metazoa; Arthropoda; Insecta; Lepidoptera; Nymphalidae
Gene: morgue
Exons: 8
Coding region: 99-1430 (443 amino acids)
Molecular function (GO): protein binding
Source: RefSeq, a predicted model, not a curated record